Molecule: messenger RNA, 2782 nt
Organism: Amborella trichopoda
Lineage: Eukaryota; Viridiplantae; Streptophyta; Magnoliopsida; Amborellales; Amborellaceae
Product: structural constituent of nuclear pore
Biological process (GO): protein import into nucleus; RNA export from nucleus
Cellular component (GO): nuclear pore central transport channel; nuclear pore
Molecular function (GO): structural constituent of nuclear pore; phospholipid binding
Source: RefSeq, a predicted model, not a curated record
UUGAAUGAAUUUCGACGCGUCAGUACGAAACGGAGAACUCCAAGCGAGCCCCGGGUUUCCCUCUCUUUUGUGAAUUGUUAUGGUGGGAUUUUGUGGACUGUACCGAUCAUCUAUACCCUAGGUUUUUGGCGGCCAAACCUGUAAAUUCGAAGUUUCAACUUCCAGGCUUUCAUCAAUGGCGGGCUUUUCCUUUACAGGCUUCAACCUCUCUUCUUCUUCGUCUUCCUCUUCUUCAUCUACUACGACCCCUACCUUCUCGUUUGCCCAGUCUAGCUCUGCACCCUUCUCUUCUUCUUCUUCUCCCUCUACAUUUUCUCUCCCUUCUUCUGCCUCUCCAUUUUCUUCUUCUGCUCCUGCGUUUUCCUUUGGUACAUCUGGCUCUUCUUCCUCUUCUUUUACUAAUCCGUCGGCUUCUGGUUUUGGAUUUGGUGCAUCUGGUUCUUCUUUUUCUUCUUCUUUGAGCUCAGGAUCAUCUGCAUCUCCUGCUUUCUCUGCAUUUCCCAUGGGGUCUUCUUCUGCUUCUUCAAGCCCUAGUUUUUCAUUUCAGAACCCUCCAUCCUCUGCACCUUCGUUUUCCUUCUCUGGAUCCUCGGCUUUGAAGCCUUCUUCUUUUGCAUUUGCUUCGUCUUCCUCUUCAUCGUCUCCUUCCUCCAUGGCCUCCAUGGCUCCUGCAACUGCUGUUUCAAGCGCUGGUUUUGAUUUUUCUAUUUCUUCUUCUUCCUCUCCUUCUCCUUCGGUGGCUCCUGCAACGGCAGGUUCAAGCCCUAAUUUUGGCAUUUCGGUUCCUGCAACUUCAUCAUCUUCCACUCCUGCGUUUUCAUUUGGACCUCCCUCUUCUGCGCCUGCAACUGCUAAGGCUUUAUUUGGAACCCCUUCUUCUUCUUCGACUACCACCCCAUCGCUUGCUUCUUUGUCUUCUUCAACUUUGAGUUCUCAAUUUCCCUCCAUAUUCCCUGCUUCAAGUUCCUCUCCCUCACCUUUGUUUUCAUUUCCAAGCUCUGGUGCAUCUAAGCUCUCUUCAACUUCUGCUUCUUUGACAUCUUCAACUGGUGCAUCUUCAUCAAGUUCCCCUGUCUCCCUAGGUUCUCCUUUGUUUUCUUCAUCUUCUUCUUUGUUCUCUGGUUCAGGUCUCCCAUCAGGAACUCAGUCAUCUCCUUUAUCAACUUCUCAGAAUCCCACUUCUGGGUCUACUGGUUUUUCAUUUCAAAAACCUGCAACUCCAACACUUGGAGUCUCUACUGCCUCUUCUUCUCUCUCUACUACUGGUACUGCGGUUCCUUUAACUGCCUCUUCUUCUCUCUCUACUACUGGUACUGUGGUUCCUUUAACUUCUGGGGCACCUUCACUGAUGUCCUCUCAAACCUCUGCUUCUACUUCUCCUGCAUUGCCUUCUUUUGGGUUUUCUUUUUCUUCAUCUUCAUCAUCAUCAGUUGCAACACCUGCUAUUGCAUCUGCAACUGAUAGCAAAAUCAUCUCUACCAAGACCACCACAGCUUCAACCAUCACUGCCACGACCACCAACACCAGCACCACAGCAGCUUCUACAAGUAAUCUUUCAAGCUUCUCGCUUGCAACCAAGCCUUCAUCAUCUUCCUCACUUCAAACAACCUCUGUGGUGCCUUCAUUUAGUUUUUCUGUCUCAACUGCUGCGUCAACUGAAACUGGUGCAAAAUUUAGUUUUGCAAGUCCAAAUGCUGGUACAACCCAGGCAGCCCCUUCUUUUAGUCAAAGCAGUAGUGCGGGGAUUAUGUCUUCAAAAAUAAGUACACCACUACAAGCACCGAAAUUGCCAUCUGAGAUUACUGGAAAGACUGUAGAAGAGAUCAUCAAAGAUUGGAACUCCGAGUUACAGGAACGCACUGCAAAGUUUAGAAAGCAAGCUGGGGCAAUAUCUGAGUGGGAUAGGAGGAUAUUACAAAAUCGAAACGUUCUCAUUAGGCUAGAGACAGAACUGGCGAAUGUGGUUGAGAGACAGCAUUGUUUGGAGCGCCAACUGGAGUUGAUUGAAACUCAUCAACAAGAGGUUGACAAGGCAUUGCAAAGUAUAGAAGAAGAAGCUGAGAGGAUGUACAAUAAUGAACGUGGUGUACUCCUUGAAGAUGAGGUGGCAUCAACAAGAGAUUCCAUGUAUGAACAAGCUGAGUUUAUUGAAAGGGAGAUGGAACAGAUGUCAGAACAAAUCAAAUCAAUUAUUCAGACCUUAAAUACGAAUCAGGGUUCUGAUCUUGACGGUAUGGAUGGCAUGACUCCCCUUGAUGUUGUCGUUCGGAUUUUAAAUAAUCAAUUGAGCUCCUUAAUGUGGAUUGAUGAAAAGGCUGGUGAGUUCUCGUUGCGUAUUAAGAAACUAGCUGACCAUGGUGCAGCUGUGGAGCGAGAUUUGCCAGGUUUCUUAUCUUGGUGAAGUGGAAGUAUGAAACAAGCACUAUUCGUUUGCAUUGGACCUUUGCUUUUAAUUGGAAGAAAACCAUUUCUGCGUGAGCUGCAAGUUUAGAAAAGCCUCUUCAUGUUUUGGUCCUCAGGUUCAGAAGACUCUAAUGUUUUUUAACGGAUUUUGGGUCGCUCUAGCGGGUUAGUUCUGGGACUUUUGUGCAGUUUGAGCUUAAUCAACUGUGCUGUAUACUUGGAGUUGUAGUCUUUUUGUAAUUGUGAUUUUGUGAGACUUUAUUUCCAUGAUGAAAUGGGAAAUUUCAAGGAUCAUGUUGAGUGUUGUUCUGUCGGGCACUGGGAUCUAAAGUAUGCUUUGCACUGUUGUUUCUUCCAAAAGCAUUAGGUUAAUGUUAAA